AUGGAGGCCCCCGCCGUGGUGAUCGACAACGGCACCGGCUACUGCAAGAUGGGCUACGCCGGCAACUGCGAGCCAAACUUUAUUAUUCCGUCGGUCAUCGCGACCAAGGAGCCGAAGCAGGCGCGCAAGGACUGGCACGGCGUCGAGGACAUGGACUUCUGGAUCGGCGACGAGGCUCUCUCGCGCGCGGGUGAGUACACCGUCAACUACCCCAUCCGCCACGGCAUCGUCGAGAACUGGGACGCGAUGGAGCGGUACUGGCAGCGCUGCAUGUUCAAGUACCUGCGGUGCGACCCCGAGGAGCACAACUUCCUGCUCACCGAGCCGCCGAUGAACACGCCCGAGAACCGCGAGCUCACCGCGGAGAUCAUGUUCGAGACGUACAACGUGAAGGGCCUCUACAUCGCCGCGGUGCUCGCGCUCGCCGCGUCGUGGACGUCGAAGCAGGUGGUCGCCCGCACGCUCACCGGCACAGUCGUCGACGCGGGCGACGGAGUGACGCAUGUGAUCCCCGUCUCGGACGGGUAUGUCAUCGGGUCGUGCAUCAAGCACAUCCCCCUCGCCGGCCGCGACAUCACGAACUUCAUCCAGCUGCUGAUGCGCGAGCGGGAGAGCGGCAUGCCGGCGCGCGAGCGGGAGAGCGGCAUGCCGGCCGACGAAGCGAUGGAGAUUGCGCGUCGUGAGCAAUACUGCUACGUCUGCCCGGACAUGGCCAAGGAGUUCAAGAAGUAUGACGAGGACCCGAGGCGGUGGGUGCGCGAGACCGCCGGCAACACGAAGAAGGGCAUCGCAUGGAAGGUGGACGUUGCGUACGAGCGGUUCCUCGGCCCGGAGAUCUUCUUCAACCCAGAGAUCUGCAACCCGGACUACACCACGCCGCUGCCGAACGUGAUCGACGCGACCAUCCAGGCCUCGCCGAUCGACUGCCGGCGGGGGCUGUACAAGAAUGUCGUCCUAUCGGGCGGGUCGACGAUGUUCAAGGACUUUGGGCGGCGGCUGCAGCGCGACAUCAAGCGGUGCGUUGACGAGCGGUCGAGAAAAGCGGAGCAGCUGUCUAACGGCCGCAUCAAGCCCACGCCGACCGACGUGAACGUCAUCUCGCACCACAUGCAGCGCUUCGCCGUCUGGUUUGGCGGCUCGAUGCUCGCCUCGACGCCCGAGUUCCACAACGUGGUGCACACGCGGCAGCAGUACGAGGAGUAUGGGCCUUCGAUCUGCCGGCACAACCCUGUCUUCUCGGCCAUCACGAUGUAGCGCCCCCGCGGCCACGGAGAUGGCGGAGGCGCAGAGUCCUGGAAGAAAGGCGCGCAGACAGGGGGGCGUAGCUGUCGCCGUGCCACCACGCCGAUUGGAGCAAGUACAGGGUUGCGACGCGUUUUCACGUUCGGGCGCCCCUCUGCCGGCGCCUCUUCUUUUGAUGUACAAGAGUGUUUGUUGUUCAUUCCUUUCGACUUUUGUGUUUGAACG
Molecule: messenger RNA, 1467 nt
Organism: Emiliania huxleyi CCMP1516
Lineage: Eukaryota; Haptophyta; Isochrysidales; Noelaerhabdaceae
Gene: ARP3
Product: actin-related protein 3
Exons: 11
Coding region: 1-1254 (417 amino acids)
Biological process (GO): Arp2/3 complex-mediated actin nucleation
Cellular component (GO): actin cortical patch; Arp2/3 protein complex
Molecular function (GO): actin filament binding
Source: RefSeq, a predicted model, not a curated record